AUGCAGGGGCCUCCACCACCUCCUCCUCUCCUGUGAGUGGGGAGCAGGAAUGUGUGAUGGGCCGCUUGUAUGUAGGCCAGUGAUAGGCCGGCCUUUCGCCGCUCUGUCUUAAAAAGUUCAAGUCAUUAUUCUCCCCAUGCCGGCUAUUCACUCCCCAGUCCCGUUGGCUCAUUGUUAUUCUGCCCAAGUGAGUGAGGGGCUGUGAGAAUGCGAGGUGGACGGCGCUUUUCCAACGGCAGGGAACCGAUGGAGGCGCUUUUCUGACCGCGUUUCGGGGGCCCGAAGGCACGUCGGUAAUCGGCUCAGUAAUGAGGAAAGGUACAGAACGGCACCGAACGUCUGACCCCGAUUCCUGGGAGUGAGGAAAGGCAGAGAGAGAGGGAGAGCGGGGGGCAUGUUGGAAAAAGGGGGUGGAAGGGAGGUGAGAUUUAGUGCCCUGCUGGAGGAAACAACCCCCCACAAACCGGUGGAAGAGGGAAAGUGUCCUUAUAGGAAGAGAAAAGAAAAGAAGGGGUGCUCAAGUGUUCACUGAGGACUCAAAGAAGUCUUUAUUUUUAAGUCACAAUGUGCACAGAAAAGGAGUUUAGUGACAUCUGUAAAGCUUAGGCAGGAGGGAAACAACACACAUAGAGGCUGCAAACACGAAAGAAAAGAAAAAUGUCUCGAACCGAAGAAGUCAACAAGAUGACAGAAAAUGUAUACAAGGGGAUUCUGGACCAGUUCAACCCCAGCCUGAAGAACUUUGUGACCAUGGGGAAGCAUUACGAGAAGGCCCUGACAGGAGUGACCGUGGCUGCCAAAGGCUACUUCGACGCUCUGGUGAAGCUGGGAGAGCUGGCCAGUGACAGCCAAGGCUCCAAAGAGCUCGGAGACACCCUGUUUCAGAUGGCCGAGGUGCACCGGCAGAUUCAGGUGCAGCUGGAAGACGUGCUCAAGCUGUUCCACUCUGAGAUGCUCACCCAGCUGGAGCAGAAGCUGGAGCUGGACAUCAAAUAUCUCACUGCUACCUUAAAGAAGUAUCAGAGCGAGCGGCGGUCUCAGACCGAGUCCAUCGAGCGCUGCCAGUCCCAGCUGAAGAAACUCCGCAGGAAGAGCCAGGGCAGCCGCCACCCAAACAAAUACGGUGACAGAGAAAUGCAGUUUGUGGAGCUGAUGAGUCGUCGCCAAGUGGAGCUGGAUUCACUGGUUGCCACCGGCUACAAGUCUGCUCUGACUGAGGAGAGGAGGCGAUACUGCUUCCUGGUGGACAGACAGUGCUGUGUCACCAAACUGCUGAUGAACUAUCACUCCAAGGUUAGAGAGCUUCUCUCGCAGAAACUGUCCUCUUGGCAGCAGUCGUGUUCUCAGCCGACAAAGCUCCCAGAGCGAGCCCUCAACCUGCUGCGUCACACCGCUCCACAAAGUCCAGGAGCCGCUGGGGUCGCCGAAGUCCUCCGUCACACCAAGAUAGGCUCCAGUCAUCCUGAACAGAGAGUUUCUGUACAAGAGGUCCCUCCUCUGCUGAACGGAGAUUCCAGCCGUUCCCAGCAGCAGCGUCUGGCCCCCACUUCAAGCUCCCAGACUGAUGCUGGUCCUCAGGGCUCCCCCCAGACUUCCCACUCUGCCUCCUCCAACGGAGGAGCUGCUGGAGGCUCGUCCCAAGGAGCGUCUCCUCAGCAUGCCAGCACACCCCAGAAUGCAUCAGCCAGCCCACUCCCUGAUGGCGUUGACAGCCUCUCCUCAUCCAUACCUGCAACAUCCAGCAGCUCCCCGCAGCAGGGCUCUCUCCUGCCGGCCACAUCCAACCUCUCUCCGAGCCUCAUCCCCUCCACCGUCAUGUCACUGAGCCAGAUCUCCCCGACCAGCGGCUCCUCCCAGGGCAUGACCGUCCCAAUCCCCCACAGUGCUCCUCACAGUCCUCCGCUGUCCCACAGCGCUCCUCUCUCCAGGGCCAUGACCCCUGUGCAGAUGCUGCAUCAGCAGAUGGGUCCGGGAGGAAGCAACACGCUGUCUCUGUCACACAACCCCUGGCUGCUCAAAGCCACAGAGAUGUCUGCUACUGCAACUCUGCCCCUGCCGAGAAGACCCGUCAGUGAAAUGAGACUGGGAGGCUUUCAAGGCUCCAGUCUCCCCAGGAGCCUGCCUUUAUCUGGGGUUACACGAGUGGAGGCCAUGUUUGCUCACUCACCUGGGGCGUUGGAGAGCGUAGGUGGAAAUAUUGGGGGCGGGGCUUGCCUACUUCACUUUGUACCUGGUGACUACAUUACCCUGCUGAUCUCUGAGCCCAGGGACGGGUGGCACUACGGUCAAAACGAACGGACCGGACGAAAAGGCUGGUUCCCGUUCUCCUACACUCAGUCACAGCACAGCAGGAUAGAUCAACUGGAGGGCUCUCUCUUCUUAUCUAAGGCUAACAGCACCAGCGCAGGACAGCUGGACAAACUUGUGUCUUCAGGCCUCAGUCCUGAGUCGGAGGAGGAGCGCGCUCUUCCUCCCCAGAGGGUCAGCACCUUCCGCCCACGCCCGUACAGCAUGGCCGACAGCAACAAGAUCACCUCAGAUUUGGGCUCCUCGCCUCCUUCUCCCACCAGGCCGAAUCCCUUUGCCCACGUCCGACUCAGAAAAACCGUCACCAACGACCGCUCGGCUCCCAUCAUCGAGUGAGUCUCAGCAGAAGGCCGAGUUCUCAUCCCCCCGUCAGGCCUGAAAACACCCCAACCGUAAUCCACGUCGGAUGUUGUGUUUUUAAGUACAGACAUCUUGUGUGUCACGUGAACGAAAAUAUUAUUUUUUGCACCACUGUGGUUCAUCUUGUGGAUGUGACUCACUAUAGAGUUCUAGGACUAAAGAAAGACAACACACGGAACUACAAAAACAUAUAAAAGUUGAUUAUUUUCUUAGCGUUUGAGCCCGUUGUGAUGUGUCCCACUGGUCCAAAGUGACUAACAUUUCUUCAUUUGUUCAUAUAUUUGUUUGGUGCCACAUUUUUCCUUUAUUCAGCUGAUUUAGGGGACUGGAUCCUACAAUAGGAGGCUGUACUUUAACUAUUGCAAGAUAUUGGGGAAGAGGACAGGCUCCCUCUCUAUUACAGUAUUAAUUUGAAUUAGAAAAGUUGCCUUAUGGAUGUUUUUUUAAGUAUUUGGCAGGAAAAGCCUUUUAAAUAAAUAUAGAUAUUUGGAUAAUUUAACAAUAAAUCUGACAUAUGUGAUUUUCAAAUGUCACAAUGAUAAAUUCACCCUUGAAUAUAUAAAAAUGUCACAGUUUAUUAGCUGAAUGGCUGGACAGUAGGAGGAGGAAUGUAUUCUGAGAAAGUUGCAUGUUGUGGAGGGUUCCAAGUCCUAUGAUUGAGAGGUUUGUAUGCUUAGUCUUGACAUUUUAGGCUCUCAAAGAUUCAAAUAUGUCCCAAAUUUAAAGCCAUACGCCGCCUCAAUAAGAAGAUUGCGGUUGCGUUUAGUGGUCCGACUGAGCCAAAUCUUAAAGAACGAUGUGGAAAGUGAAGUGGAUGAUCAAGUCUGUUGGAGAAAUGUUUCUAUGAAAGUGUUGAAGAAAGCUUUGGAGAAGUUGUCCGACGCCGGAGCAAGUGUCCUUGAUAAACAUUUAGAGUAGUAUCCUGUCGGGGAAUCACAAUUUUUAUUCAAACUGAAUGUUGUUUUUCUGCACCUUGAAGAAUCAAGACGUCACUGAUUAAUGUUUUAUAAAAUAAUUCUAAAGACAGACAUUACUUGUGUUGUACUACAUCACUGACAGUAACAAAAUGCUCGUUUGAAUUUGUAAAUAAAACAAUUGUGGUUAUUAGAGUUUCUAUAGUGUUAAAGUGAUGUUUCUUUUGGUUGAACAUUUAUCAAGCUGAAAAAUGACUGAUUACCAAAACCACACAUCCUAAAAUUAAAUAACAAAUUAUAAGUAAUUUGUUGCUAUUUUAAUAGUAGAAAUGAAUCAUUUGUUCACACAAACAAGCCCAUGUUAAAUAAAACUUAUUUUGGUCAAAAGUUGUUUGAAAUUAUUUUGAAUAAAUGGUCUUUAUGCACAUAGUUUAUUUUUAAAAAGCCAUAAAAUGACAUAUUAGUUGUCUUUUAUAAGCCAUAGAUCAGUAUUAAUGCAACAAUAUACCUAGAGGUAACAGAACAUCUGCAGCAAGAAUCCCAGCUUUCUAUGAAGCAUGUUUUCCACAUGUAAUCAACAUUUUUUCAGUGUUUCACCAUCUUUUUACAGCAGAAAAAUCAUGCUUAUGGGGUAAAUCCUCAACUUGUAAAAGUAUAUCUUUACAGUGUUGACCUUAAAGAUGCAGAAAAAAAAGCCUGAAAAUACUGAAUGGAAAAAGUCAAGUUUUUAUUUUGUUCUUAUAUUUUUUUUCCCAAAAACUUUUCUUCAUGAAAUACUGAAAACAUGUGAAAAGUUCUGAAAUUGAAAUAUUGUUUUAUUUGUGGACAAUUUCUUGGUUGUUGGUUUCUGUUUAGGCGAUAUGCAUCACUGUGAACACAUUACUGGACUGUUUUAUUAAUAUGCCAAUCAUGUACUCUGAUGAAGAAGCACUAAAUUAUUAAAUGUGGAGACGUGAAAUAAAUGUGCUGGGAGGAAACUUUA
This is a messenger RNA of Oryzias melastigma (Indian medaka), 4563 nucleotides long. RefSeq lists its product as uncharacterized. Gene Ontology annotation, molecular function: protein binding; cytoskeletal adaptor activity. Bases 658 to 2643 code for a protein of 661 amino acids. Gene Ontology annotation, cellular component: nucleoplasm; cytosol. Gene Ontology annotation, biological process: actin filament bundle assembly; plasma membrane organization; actin crosslink formation. NCBI's taxonomy places the organism in Eukaryota, Metazoa, Chordata, Actinopteri, Beloniformes, Adrianichthyidae. The transcript has 15 exons. The record is from RefSeq and is a predicted model, not a curated record.